Messenger RNA from Rattus rattus (black rat), 4781 nucleotides. RefSeq names its product transcription factor 12 (gene Tcf12). The coding region runs from base 334 to 2454 and encodes 706 amino acids. The transcript is spliced from 21 exons. Gene Ontology annotation, biological process: regulation of transcription by RNA polymerase II. Gene Ontology annotation, cellular component: transcription regulator complex. NCBI's taxonomy places the organism in Eukaryota, Metazoa, Chordata, Mammalia, Rodentia, Muridae. Gene Ontology annotation, molecular function: DNA-binding transcription factor activity, RNA polymerase II-specific; protein dimerization activity; RNA polymerase II cis-regulatory region sequence-specific DNA binding. The record is from RefSeq and is a predicted model, not a curated record.
GGGUUAAGCCGACGCGCUUGAGGCGCGGAGGGAUCCGGAGGCGAGCGGAGCUCGGUGCUGAGGCCGCUUCAGCGAAAAAAAAAUGUCCGCCUGAGGAGACCCACAAGUUCUAUCGGGGGGACAGCCAGCCCGCCCGGGGAGCCACGGGCGGCCAAGCCCGAGAGCCGCCCGAGCCGCUCGGACUCAAGCGCUCGCGCGGGCCGGAGGCAGCCCAGCCGCCGGCGGCGCGUGGGGAGGGGGAAGCCCGAGCCCGCGCUCCCGGCCAAAGUGAACUUUAAUCGGGAAGGUUGGAUGCGGAGCCCGGGCGGCAGGACCUGCUAGAAGUAGCUGAAGAUGAAUCCCCAGCAGCAGCGCAUGGCCGCGAUAGGGACCGACAAGGAGCUGAGCGACCUGCUGGACUUCAGUGCGAUGUUUUCUCCACCUGUUAAUAGUGGGAAAACGAGACCAACGACACUGGGAAGUAGUCAGUUCAGCGGGUCAGGUAUGGAUGAGCGUGGAGGAACAACGUCUUGGGGAACAAGCGGUCAACCAAGCCCCUCCUAUGAUUCAUCUAGAGGUUUUACAGACAGCCCUCAUUACAGUGAUCACUUGAAUGACAGUCGAUUAGGAACCCAUGAAGGCUUGUCCCCAACACCUUUCAUGAACUCAAAUCUGAUAGGGAAAACCUCAGAGAGAGGCUCAUUUUCCCUGUACAGCAGAGACUCUGGAUUAUCAGGCUGUCAGUCUAGUCUCCUGAGACAAGAUCUAGGACUCGGGAGCCCAGCACAGUUGUCUUCUUCAGGAAAACCUGGAACACCAUACUACUCAUUCUCUGCCACAAGUUCUAGAAGAAGACCGCUCCAUGAUUCUGUAGCUCUAGAUCCUUUACAAGCAAAGAAAGUAAGAAAGGUGCCUCCUGGCCUACCUUCUUCUGUGUAUGCACCAUCCCCAAAUUCUGACGAUUUCAACCGUGAAUCUCCUAGUUACCCAUCUCCCAAGCCACCAACCAGUAUGUUCGCUAGCACUUUCUUUAUGCAAGAUGGCACCCACAGUUCUUCUGACCUUUGGAGUUCAUCGAAUGGGAUGAGCCAGCCUGGUUUUGGUGGAAUUCUGGGGACCUCCACUUCCCACAUGUCUCAGUCCAGUAGUUAUGGCAGCCUUCAUUCACAUGACCGCUUGAGUUAUCCUCCACACUCAGUGUCACCAACAGACAUAAACACAAGUCUUCCGCCAAUGUCCAGCUUCCACCGUGGUAGUACCAGCAGCUCGCCAUAUGUUGCCGCCUCACAUACUCCUCCCAUCAAUGGAUCCGAUAGCAUCCUGGGAACCCGAGGGAAUGCUGCUGGAAGCUCACAGACGGGUGAUGCACUUGGGAAGGCCUUGGCAUCUAUUUAUUCUCCUGACCACACAAGCAGUAGUUUUCCAUCAAACCCAUCAACACCAGUAGGAUCUCCUUCACCUCUCACAGGUACCAGUCAGUGGCCCAGAGCUGGAGGGCAAGCUCCUUCAUCCCCAAGCUAUGAAAACUCACUUCACUCCCUGAAAAAUCGAGUUGAGCAGCAACUUCACGAGCAUUUGCAAGAUGCAAUGUCCUUCUUAAAGGAUGUCUGUGAGCAGUCUCGAAUGGAAGACCGUUUAGACAGGCUGGAUGAUGCUAUCCAUGUGCUACGGAACCAUGCAGUUGGACCUUCUACCAGUCUGCCUACUAGCCACAGUGAUAUACACAGUUUAUUGGGACCAUCCCAUAAUGCACCAAUUGGAAACCUCAAUUCAAACUAUGGAGGAUCAAGCCUUGUUACAAAUAGUCGAUCAGCUUCGAUGGUCGGAACUCAUCGGGAAGAUUCGGUCAGUCUCAAUGGCAAUCAUUCGGUCCUGUCUAGUACUGUUGCUGCCUCAAACACAGAACUGAACCAUAAAACACCAGAAAGUUUCAGAGGUGGUGUACAAAGUCAGUCUGGAAGUGUUGUUCCAACGGAAAUCAAGACUGAAAACAAAGAAAAAGAUGAGAACCUUCAUGAACCUCCUUCAUCAGAUGACAUGAAAUCAGAUGAUGAGUCCUCCCAGAAAGACAUCAAAGUCUCGUCGAGAGGCAGAACGAGCAGUACCAAUGAAGAUGAGGAUCUGAAUCCAGAACAGAAAAUCGAAAGGGAGAAGGAAAGGCGGAUGGCUAACAAUGCCAGAGAGCGCCUGCGUGUGCGGGAUAUCAAUGAGGCAUUCAAGGAGCUCGGCCGAAUGUGUCAGCUUCAUUUGAAGAGUGAGAAACCACAGACAAAACUUCUCAUUCUUCAUCAAGCCGUGGCAGUCAUCCUUAGUCUAGAACAGCAAGUCAGAGAGAGGAACCUCAACCCCAAAGCAGCCUGCCUUAAGAGAAGAGAAGAAGAAAAGGUCUCUGCUGCGUCAGCAGAGCCACCCACCACGUUGCCAGGAACCCAUCCUGGGCUUAGUGAGACUACCAACCCUAUGGGUCAUCUGUAAACAUCAGCCAGUUCCAGAGUCAUCAGUAGGCUAGAUAGAAGGUGACCUCUCCUCAUAAAGAUUUGGACAACUCAGAUUAUCUGAAGACACAAACCUGGCAGGAGGGAGAAGAAAAAGCAAAACACUUGAAACAAGAAACUCAUAUGUAAUCCUAUGAUCAAAGCAACUGGUCAACACUUCCAUCAGAAGUGAGGAUAGGAAGCUCAUCAGAGAACGUCGGCCCGUGAGGUGUUUGCAGCGUAUCAUUCUGCUGUAAGCAAUGUGUCGCUUCUGCACAAUCAGAGACUGUCUCAUCUCUCCACUCAACGUGGAAGUUGCCUUGUGCCUAAACUGAAUUGACAAAUGCAUUGUAACUACAAAUUUUAUUUAUUGAUAUGGAACUGUGAGGUCUACAUAUAAAGGGAAAAGUUCAUGUGGGAAGCUGAUGUACACUCAGCUGAUGCCAGCAUUGUUAAAGCUGUUCACAGAGCAGUGGCAACCAUUGGCCCUUAGCAUUCCCGGCAUACCUGUUAGUGUCUUAAAAAGGAAGGGAGUCCUUUGUUGCCCUCUCCGACCUUCGCCAUAUGAAUAGUGUUUUCCAUGAAAUAGGAAAAUAUUACUUGGUAUAGCAUUUCUCUCUUGUUUUUUUUCACUCAUUUUUAUUUUCUCUUUGUGGGUGUUAUAUUUGAUCUGAGUCUGCAUAGUUUAUGGUCACAGUACAGAACCCUCCUUACAGCCCUGUGUGCUUUGUUCAUGUCCCUGAAGUGAUAAGCAGGCACCAUCUGUGACCAUAGCCUAGCUAAGAUUUUUGAAAGGGGAAGUUUUUGUUCCCUGGAUUUGCCCCCAAAUAAACAUUGCUUUAUUUCUAAUAAUCACUAAGACUUUUCAGGCUUCUAGGUUUCAUAGUAAAGCUAUAAUAGCAAGAAGUGUAACUUACAAAGGAGAGUCUACUUUUUAGGAAUUGCUUUGUUCCGAGCAGUAAGUACUACACAAUAUAGUACUUGUAAAGUGUUAGCUGUUAAGUAAGCACAAAAUGCAUUCAAUACAAUACAAAGAUGACUUUUCGUGGUGAGCGUAAGAAAACCCGGUAGUCACCGGGACAGGCAGUGUGAUGAGUGCACUCAACCACUCUGAGGCUAAUUACCUAUGGAAUCCAAGAGCAAUGGUCACAUUUCCUUAUCCUAGCUUUACUUCUCUGUCCUUUGAGUGGCUGGUCAGUGGGGGCUAGGGUAGGGGGGUGACUUAAUCACCUACAACCACCUGCCCCCGCCCCAAGAAGAGCCAGAUUAGCACCGAGCUGUCCCUAUCAGUCCAUCUUAGCAUUGUGCAUUAGGGCACCCUCCGUCUCUCUCUAAUCCUUUACAGUUGUUUUUAAGACACAGUAAUCACUUUAAACUUCCAUGAAAUCUGUCUUCCACCACAGCAGCCCUGGGAGAGGAAAACAUGCUGAGCACAAUGGUCUUGGCUAAGUUACUCCUUAGAGCCAACAUCAGUGGCAAUCUGCACACAGAAGAAAAAUCCCAGACCAUUCUGUAACUUACAGACACCAGAGAAUUUGAAAGAACAAAAACCAUUAAGACAGCACUUCAGAUCCUCAUCAGGACUAUUUCUAACAAGUCAGUUUUUGGUGAACGUAGUGGACUUAAUCUGUAUAUGUUCUCCAGUUACAUCAGACUUUCUCUGUGGCCUUGUUCUUCAUUUCAGUGUUAAUCAGCUAAAACAGAAUUGUUGCUAUGACGUGGGAGUGAACAUAAGCCACUGCCUGGCCUUUUUUUUCUUCAGAGCUUGUUGUCUUUUUCGCUAUGUUAGACUUUGCAGAAUGCCCAGAAGCUUUCCUUCAUAAAAUAGAAAGAAAAAAACAUUUGGCUUAUUUUUCACUGUAGCUAGUCUUUUAUACAAUAAUCUUGUAAGAAAAUUUCUUGAAUUCUAAAUAUUACUCUUUCUAGAUUUUUGAAAUCAAAAGUUUUCAGUAAAAAGUUUCUUACUUUAUUUUAUUAUAUUAGGUAGUUAAAGAAAAUGUAGGGUUAUUUACCAUAACCUGUUCAUUAAUAUCAGAAAUUUACAAUAGCAUUUUAAGAGCAUAGUAGGUUCUAGCAUACCGUGUAGUUCCUAUGGAGUAUUGUGAGAGCGAAUUGUUGGAGAUGGGCUGCUUUUCAUCUCGUUCUCCAGUUUCCAUUGUUGGUUUAUUGCAGAUUUGUAUCCUGUGUCAAAUUCAAGGUAUUAUUGAUAAACCUUUUCAACCAGCAGCAAGAAGUUCAAAUUUUUUUUUUCUGUCGCUGUAACAGAAAACACAGUUAUGUAUAUAACAUUUAUGUAGCAAUAAAUGUGCCAUCCUUUUUUUAACAUAG